ACAACGACCAUGAAAACAAGGAAGUGAAGACAGGGAACUUUGACUAGGCUGCUGUGUUUUUGUUGUCAGGAAGGCCCCGAUUUUACUUCAGCGAUCAAGACUGCCUCCGUGUCUCAAAUUCUUUGUCGACAUUAACCAAUUCACGGAAAAUGAACAACAAAGGCUCAUAUCCUCAGCAAGCUGUGUACCCCCAGCAGAGCUCUGCCCCCAUGUACCCCCAAACUAUGCAGGUCCCUGCCCAGGCACCUCCUUACUCUGAUGCACCUCCGGCGUACUCUGAGAUCUACCAGCCCAGGUACAUGCACGCACCCCCUGCUCCUGGUCAGAUGGCGCAGAUGUCCUCCGCCUACCCAGGCACUCAGAUGUUCAUGCCCUUGCCACAGACGAUGCCUGUGGGGACUAUGGGCCCUAAUGUCCCGAUGGCCUAUUAUCCUAUGGGGGCGGUGUACCCCCCAGGCUCCACAGUCCUGGUGGAGGGGGGCUUUGAUGCAGGAGCUAGAUUUGGAACCAGCAGCAAUCCUGCCCUUCCUCCACCUCCUCCUGGAUGCCCAGCUAAUGCUGCCCAGCUAGCUGCCAUGCAGGGAGCCAACGUGAUGAUGACACAGCGCAAGAACAACUUCUUCAUGGGUGGCUCCAAUGGGGGCUACACCAUCUGGUAACAGCGGCCUCUACCCCAGGCUUGUUCCUCUCUGUCACCCUAAAGCCCCCUUCUCUCUCUCACUCUCUCUAGCUUUCUACCUCUCUCUUCUCUCUCUACCCACUCCCUCUCUCUCCCUCCGUAUUCCUUCUUUGCUUCCUUCGGGGCUGCUUGGCCAUGCCACAAUACUGAUAUCACCUAACGGAAUGUAAUAUUUUAGAGCCCUUAGUCAAGGUACAGUACUCCACUGCAGAUUGAGAGCACAAAUAGCUCAGACUAGUGGUAGGUUGACCAUACCCUGGACCAUCCUGUAAGGCUAAUAGACUGAGCGUGAAGCUGGAUAGAACGGCAACUCGACUGGCCAAUGGCUAAUGAACCAUUUUGGUGGGAGUAUGAUCAUACCCUUUGCCUUUGGGCGAAUAGUAAGACCAUUAUGUUGUCGCAUUAAUAUUUACUUUUACACAUAUAGAGUUUACACACAGACUAAUUACAUUGUCUGUUUUUAUCAUCCAUUGUAAAACCAUUGUGCAAUGCUUUAGAUUCACAGGUGAUAUCUCUUUUCUGGGUUACUUCUUUUUGUUUACCAUGGACACCAGGUAUCAUUUUUUGGGGUAACUUUUGUUAUAUGAAACACUCUAGCAGAAUGUCUUCCUCUCUUAAGGUGCUCUCAUUUGGCCACAGCACUAGUAGACUUAAAAUGUUUUGUCUUUUUGACCAAUGUUGUGUAUAUAUUUGGUAAUCACAGCAUUUUUCUAUUAUUAAUCAGGAUUAGGAUGUAAGGAAUUACAAGGAUGGGUGCUGUUAGAUCCAUAGAGCAUCUAUUCAGAAGCAGAAAGCACGAGAAUGAUGACCUCAAAAUCAGAUUUCAAGGACUUAAUUUGUUUACAGUGAAAUCAUAGUGGAAUACUGUACCUUCAGGGCGAGCUUAGAUGAACUAUAAUCAGGUGCCAAAGUCUACGAGCACCAUUAAAAUAUAAGCAAAGAAAUUUACAGAUGAAUGCAGAACCCAAUGCAGUUGCAAAAUGUUUUUUAUUUUGUUUUUGUUUUUCUUUUUGUGGAGAGGUUGGUUGGCUUCGUAACACGUCAGCUGUUGUUAUAAUCCCCUUCCCCUCUAUUCAUGCCCCUCGUCGGAUACCCAGAGCUGUACAUACUGCAGAAUUUGAGUUAGCUGAGUAAAAAUGUUAGGUCUCCCAAUGAGUCCCUGUUUAUCCCGCCCACUUAGAAUGGGCUUAAGUCAUCUUAGUCCUGAUGCCAUGGUCAAGGUUUCAUCAGAUUUCUUGUUCUGUUUAAUUUUGUUAAUUUGUUUUUAUUUUAUACAUUUUUUUUUUUUUUUUUACAGUUUUUCAACCUUUGGCACAUCAAGAGCAAGGUUUUUAUUUCCUUCUUAGUGAAAUUCCUUUGAAGUAUAACCAAGGAGCAGGUUGUACCAAAGAUCUGGACUAGAAUGCACUAAAAGCUUUUGCUGUGACUUGAAAGUCAUCUUUCAUAAUAAUUCUGCACAUAAGGUAAAAUUUAAAAAGAAUAACGAAAAACAUAUCAAAUUUAGUGAAUGGUGAUUGUUUUGCAGGCAUACCAUGUCUGUAGAGGCUCACCACUGCUGUGACUUGUCUUUUGUAGUGGGGUGCGUGAAAUGCGUAUUUCUAGUGUAAUUGCAUCUUGGUGGUUCUGCAUGCUUUUUGCACUUUUCUUCAAAUACAAUUUUUUUUGUUUGUUUUUAAUAAAGGAUUUAUCAUUGUUAAAUUUUUUAGGAAUACUACAAAUAUUAAUUUAUGUGCACUGUCAACCAACUCUGAAAUGUUAGAUUUUGCAACUUGUUUUUUGUACAAAUGCUUUAUAAGUGCAAAUACAAUGUAAGUCAUGCACCUCCCUGUGUGGAUGAUUUUACAAAGCAGUUUCAUUAAAAAUGUACCUUCGUUCUAUGGAGGCGAAUGUCUGAUGGUGUGUAAGGGCUACCACUUAACAAAUGUAGGUUCAAGCAUUUGGUUCCACAUGAGGGACUAAAUGGGGAUAUAAAAUUCAUACAGGCUUAGGAGUGAUACUGAGAGUUAUACGGUGUGUGCUGUCAUCCACUUCAAGUUGUUUUCAUGUGUUUGGUCUAGCCCUGUAGCCAAGUCUUUAGGUCAAAUGUCUUGCAUAAAUAUGAAAAGCAUUCACUAAUUCAGUUUGAGAUCAGUAAGAACAUGACAGCCUUUUUCUGGAGUGGAAGCAGCAUACAUUAGUUGAGUGGUUAGUUUUACUAAACAAAAUAUUCAUUGUUUUAAAGGAAACAGCAUUUGUUACAAUACAAUAAACAUUCAUAGAGAAUCAUGCUUAAACAUAUUAACACAAGGUUAUAAGGCAUCCAUAACAACGAAUUCCCACUGUAAUGAUUUGGGCUAGAUUGUCUCUAGUGUGUUACACAAACCAUGACUGCCUGAGCUGAUGAUGAUGAGGAGAAACCUAACUCAAGUGCAGUCUGGUGUGUCUCACAACAGUCUGAGGUACUGCUCAUGUACUAAUGGGAAGACCUCUGAAAUGUUAUGGUGAAAAUUGAAUGAGUGCCUGUAACCUUGUUUGAGUGUUAAGUGUGACCCAUAGUGACGGCAUUAACAGCUUUUUGCAUGUAACAUAGAUAGAUAAGCAAAAUUAAAAGCACACACACAGGUCUCCUGAUGUGAUAUCCAUUCACUGAGUCUUCUAUUACAGAGGCUCAUUUAGUCACUGAACAUUUCCAACUACAAAAGUCACAAGCUCUCUGGACUUUAGCCAAUACUUCUUUCUGUACAAGUUUCUUUAAAAAAAUAAUGCUCCAUGCAACUUUGCAAUGUAGUGCUGUCCAUUUAGCUUUCCUGUUUAAAAUGAAAUCCUAGCAGUAGCAGAUCACAUUGGCAUAUAUGGCCUAUGGUACAAACAUUUUGGCAAGGUGACAUACAUUCCCCACUUCAUAUAGGUAUGAAGGAACAAUGACUCACACAUGUAAACACUAAAAUAGUUACUACCACACUGUCCAAUCCGAUAUUAUUUUUUUGUCUUCACGGGCAUUUGCAAUUCAGAUGUCUAUGCUUGCAGUUGCUUAUUGCUUAUUAUUAGUCAAUUUGGAAGUAAUCUUUGUAUCACUGGGUAUCCGACACGAUAGUUGUGAAAGUUAUUGCCCCAAGUUCUACUUAAAACCGAUAAUAAAUAAGUUUACUUGUG
Molecule: messenger RNA, 3811 nt
Organism: Alosa alosa (allis shad)
Lineage: Eukaryota; Metazoa; Chordata; Actinopteri; Clupeiformes; Clupeidae
Gene: dazap2
Product: DAZ associated protein 2
Exons: 4
Coding region: 150-659 (169 amino acids)
Source: RefSeq, a predicted model, not a curated record